AUGUCGCCAACUAAUGAAUUAAUAAGCUCAAUAACAAUUUAUCUUGAUCUUCCCAUAUUUAUAUGUGGUACUUUGGGAAAUUUACUUAAUAUUCGUCUUCUUUGGCGAACUCGUCAAAAUUCAUGUGCAUUUAUAUUUUUGGCUUUAUCAUUUAUUAAUUGUAUUGUCUUAUUUUAUGGUUUAUUUAUAAAAAUAUUAAGUGUUGGUUUUUAUCUUGAUUGGUCAUCUGAAAAUCUUAUUUGGUGUAAAGCUCGCGCUUUUUUUGGUCAAGCUAGUUUUUUAAUAUCAUUAACAUGUACUUGCUUAGCGAGUAUUGAUCGAUUUCUUGUUAGUUGUCGUCAAGAAAAAUACAGAAAAUUAAGUCGAUUAUCAAUAGCUAUAUGGGCAGUUAUUCUGUCAACUAUAUUUUGGUUGGCUCUUUUCAUUCCAUUUGCGGUACAUGCUGAAUUAGUAAAAAGCGCUUUUACGGGUUUAUUUUCUUGUACAUAUGUUGGAAGUCAAGCUUUUGUUACUUAUCAAACAUAUUUUGCAUUUCCCGUUUAUUAUGGUUUAUUACCAAGUAUAAUUCUGACAAUAACAGGUCUUUUGACAUAUAGAAACGCAAAUAAAUUACAAAUAGGUCGUCAGCGACAAUUAGUUCAAAAACAAUUAACAAAAAUGAUGCUUAUACAAAUUCCAAUAAUACUUUUUUCAACAUUACCAUAUGUAAUAUUUACAGAAUAUUUAAUGUCUACUGCAACAAUGGUUAAAUCUACUAAUAAAAAAACUGUUGAACUUAUCAUCACAAAUAUUGUUUCAGCUACAUGUUAUAUAACAUUUGCAUGUCCAUUUUUUGUUUUUCUAGCUUCAUCAAAGUCAUUUAGAGAAGAAGCAAAAAUGUUUUUAUUAUGUCGAAAAACAACAUUAUUGAGAAUUAAUCACAUUCAACCGGAUUCCACAAUUAUUAUGGGAAAUGUACGAUCAGCAAAAGCGAGAGCUAAAUAA
Rotaria sp. Silwood2 is the source of this 984-nucleotide messenger RNA. The record is from the annotation of a GenBank genome assembly. NCBI's taxonomy places the organism in Eukaryota, Metazoa, Rotifera, Eurotatoria, Philodinida, Philodinidae.